CCAUCCUUAGAACAGUAUUCACCCACGCAUCAACCCAUACAAUCCACCCACCUACCCACGCCCAUUCCCUUAUAAUCCCAGCACGACUAUCGCAUAACCCCCGGAGAAAACCAAAAAACCGAACCAAAAAAACUACCAAGAGAAGCGAAGAGAAGCACCAUGGACUCCCUCACCAGCAGCAACCAAGGCCUCUCCAAUUUCGACAGCAGCAAGCUGAGCGACAAGGACAAGCAGGAACUUCACCAAUUCCUCACGAACGAGAGCCAAAAGGCGAGAAUCCAGUCGUCAAUCCACUCCCUAACCGACAUCUGCUUCCGCAAGUGCAUCCCCUCCGGAGCCGUGAAGAAGGGCGCCCUCGAUGCAAAGUACGAGGAGCCCUGCAUGCGGCAGUGCGUCGAUCGGUUCCUGGACGCCAAUCUCGUCGUGCUGAGGGAGUUGGAGCGGUUGAGGGGUUAGAUGGAUGUAUGAUCAUAUACGAAAGAGGUCGACGGUGGUGAUUGAGGGAAGCGAGGGAGAAGAAACUGGGCGCAGUGUAAGAGUGGGAUCGAGGGAGGAUGAUGGUACUGUAGCGUGUAUAUGCAGGAUGGAGGAAACAUAACAAUCUGCAUAUGCGAGAUGGGAUGGGCUUUGGAAGCGGAAAUGUACGAUACAGGAUCCGGGACGAGACGGGACGGGACGGGACGGUAUUGGCUGUCAAGCAAAUAAAAGGGCUCUUUGGAUAUCACGGUCAUCGGAGACCAUACCACGAGGGUACUGUAUAUUUUCAGAGUUUGAAUACAAUGGGCCAUCAGUUGAAUGAUUUCGCGGUAGAAACAGUCAAACUUCGGCACGCCACACAAGUGUGAACAGACACAGUCGGAACGGGGACGGAUUCAGAACAAUGCAGAUCAUGUUCACAUCACAACCCCAG
Westerdykella ornata is the source of this 910-nucleotide messenger RNA. RefSeq lists its product as uncharacterized. NCBI's taxonomy places the organism in Eukaryota, Fungi, Ascomycota, Dothideomycetes, Pleosporales, Sporormiaceae. The record is from RefSeq and is a predicted model, not a curated record. The transcript has 2 exons. Bases 160 to 456 code for a protein of 98 amino acids.